AAACAAAAGCAAGCAAAAUCACUGCUAUUCAAAUUCCUUUCUGGAUCUCUCAGCUCAGCUCAGCUCGAUCAAAUCUCUCUCUCUCUCUCCCCCAUGGGAGGAGCUCAAGCUCUGAGCCUCGAUAAAACUAUCCGCCAUGUUUCAGCAGCGACUAAUUACGAAAACUUGGGGCUAGAAGAGUACGAGAUAGGAGAAGGAGGAGAGAAGGGGGCUCCGAGAAUCGUGUGGGUUCUCGGAUCAGUUGUGGAGAAGAUGAUUAAGAAGAAUGAGAAGAUGAUGAAGGGGUGGAAGCACAAAGAUGUGAAGAUCACUGCAUUUCACGGCGCCAGACCUCCUUCUUUGAGUGUUCAUCAGUAUAUUGAUCGGAUUUUCAGGUACUCCAGCUGUAGUCCGGCCUGUUUCGUCGUUGCCUAUAUAUACUUGGAACGCUUCCUUAGCCAGACCGCCGGUUUUCUGACGUCACUCAACGUUCACCGGCUUUUGAUCACAAGUAUCAUGUUGGCUGCCAAGUUUCUAGACGAUGACUGUUAUAACAACGCAUACUACGCAAAGGUUGGGGGGAUUAGCAACUCGGAACUGAACAAGCUGGAGAUGAAGUUUUUGACGAGUCUUGAUUUCAGGCUGCAUGUGAGUGUAGACACCUUCAAUACCUACUGUUUGCAGCUAGAGAGAGAAGGGAAUAAUGGGGAGAUUGACCGGCCAGCUAAAAUUUUCGGUUAUGUGUGCGGCCGUGCACGUGCAUCCACCAUUGCUUGUAGAGCUGUUUAAUUUUCAGAUUUUCAACACUACUUAUUUGUUUAAAGUUUUAUAGAUGCUUGCUUGCUUGGAUAGGUAUUAAAAACUUAACAACUUUGAUUUUUGCUCCCAAAACGUCCUUUAUGUCCAAACACACCGCAAAUUAUUCUGU
Molecule: messenger RNA, 907 nt
Organism: Ipomoea nil (Japanese morning glory)
Lineage: Eukaryota; Viridiplantae; Streptophyta; Magnoliopsida; Solanales; Convolvulaceae
Product: cyclin-U1-1
Exons: 2
Coding region: 94-768 (224 amino acids)
Biological process (GO): regulation of cyclin-dependent protein serine/threonine kinase activity
Molecular function (GO): protein kinase binding
Source: RefSeq, a predicted model, not a curated record